This is a messenger RNA of Limanda limanda (common dab), 1433 nucleotides long. RefSeq names its product ceramide synthase 1 (gene cers1). Gene Ontology annotation, biological process: ceramide biosynthetic process. The transcript is spliced from 7 exons. Lineage: Eukaryota; Metazoa; Chordata; Actinopteri; Pleuronectiformes; Pleuronectidae. Gene Ontology annotation, cellular component: membrane. Gene Ontology annotation, molecular function: sphingosine N-acyltransferase activity. The record is from RefSeq and is a predicted model, not a curated record. Bases 1 to 1110 code for a protein of 369 amino acids.
AUGAGCUCUCACACCGGGGACGCCGGCUCGGAGGUGGAGCCCAUGCCGGGCUACCUGGACCUCCUCGCCCGAGCCUCCUCCACCAUGCUGGGCGCCUGGAGGAGCUGCUCCUCCUGCGGGCUGGAGCUCUCCCGACGGACUCUCCUGGAGAACGCCUACAUCACCUGGAGCGAGAUCGCCCUGUUCUUCUUCUGCGCCUUUUUGUGGACGCAGGUCAGGCGGGGACUGACAGAAAGUCUGUUUCAGCCUUUAGCACAGUGGUGCCGGCUGCUGCCCAAAGAUGCUACCAAGAUGCCGGAGAGUGCGUGGAAGCUGGUCUUCUACACCCUGUCGUGGUCCUACACCUCCUACCUGCUCUUCUUCAGCUCCUACUCCUUUUUCCACGACCCGCCCUCUGUCUUCUACAACUGGAAGAGCGGUAUGUCAGUGCCUACAGAUAUCGCCAUCGCCUACCUGAUCCAGGGCAGCUUCUACGGCCACUCCAUCUACGCCACAGUCUACAUGGACGCGUGGAGAAAGGACUCUGCCGUCAUGGUGGUGCACCACAUCAUCACACUGGCACUUAUCUGCUUCUCCUACGCCUUCAGAUAUCACAACGUGGGGAUCCUGGUGUUGUUCCUCCAUGACAUCAAUGACAUCCAGCUGGAGUUCACCAAGCUCAACGUCUACCUGAAGACCAGAGGUGGACGUUAUCACCUGCUCAACGACAUCCUGUCCAACACGGGCUCUGUCAGCUUCAGCAUCACUUGGUUCUGGUUCCGUCUCUACUGGUUCCCUCUCAAAGUGCUGUAUGCCACGUGUGUGUCCAGCCUCCAGUCUGUGCCCAACAUCCCCUUCUACUUCUUCUUCAACACUCUUCUCCUCACCCUGCUGCUCAUGAACAUCUACUGGUUCUUGUUCAUUGUUGUGUUCGUGGUGAAGGUGUUGAAGGUGAAGGAGGUGAAUGAUGUCAGGGAGUAUGAGGAGGAGGACGGCAGCAAGGCGGCUGCAGCGGCAGGUCUUCACAGAAACCCUCAGGCAGCAAACAAGGAUGCUGAUGAUGCUGGACAUCACAACUCUGCCCAGGGGAAGCACGUGCAGAACGGGGUCACCAAAGAGAAGCAUCUAUAAUGGGCUCUCUGUCGCCACCACCUGGAUCUAGGCUACAAGUACAACCCAGACGCCCUCUGCGGGAUGGCUCCCACUCAAAUCGCAGCUCCUGAAGGGAAGAGUGCUUCACAACAGAAAAGGAAGGAGGAGACCAAGUCAGGGCGCAUUGUUUUUUUUUUUUUAAAUUAAAUUUUUAUCGGUUUUUAGAACAUUUGACUUCAUCACUGUUUAGUUUUCGGUCUUGUUUUUUUUUUUAUUAGAACACUAUGAAUGUCGUUUCAGGUGACUUUAGGUGUAAUUGUUGCUAACUUAACAUUCACUAGAUUGAGUAGAAACCGACCGGU